AUGACGGAAAGCAACAACCUUUACACUCUCUUUGGUUUGUUAUUUGUUGCAAGAUGUCUCUAUGAUGUUAGCUUUAUAUACAUCUUCUUUGUGUUUGAAUCUGAUGAUGGAAAGCAACAAUCUUUACACUCUCUUUGGUUUCCUAUUUUGUUGCAGAAGAUGUCUCGAUGUCACCCUGAUUGCCAACGAGCUGCGGCUGCCAAAGUAGAGGAUGAUCCAGCUGAGAGAGCCGCUACAGUAGCUGCUAAUCUGAUCAGCUCUGCUCGUGUCAUCCUUAAGCUGGACCGUGAGUUUACUGAGUACUCAGCACAGUUCCUCGUGGACAACGCUCUUGUUGCGAAGAAACCAGUGCAGCAGGGCCCACAACAACGCUCCACGUUUACCAUGGAGGACUGUCUUGAGUAUCUGGUGGACAACGCUUCUCCCAAGACCGAGUCUGACCUGGAAGAGAUGGCAAAAGAGAAGCAACGCCGCGCCAAGAUUACUGUCAAGGACUGCCUUGAGUGUGCCUUCAAGGAAGGGAUACCGAGAUAUGAACACUGGGGUCAUUUGGGAUGUGUUUCCAAAGUUCCACCGUUUGCUUCUCUCAUGCCUCGUGUUCCCGUGAAAGGAGAAGUGGUCGAGGUUAAGACACUUGAAGACGCGUUUGAGUUGUUGACGCAUGGACCUGUAGGAGCUAAACUUCAUGUCUUCAGUCCUGAGAUUGAUCUUGUCGGAGAAAAUGGAGUUUACCAAGGGCCGUUGAGUAAUGGAACAAGCUACGUUGGGCUUAGGGAUGUGAUCCUAGUAUCAGUGAAUGAUGUCAAUGGAGAUGUAGUUGGGAGAGUGAAGAUAUGCUACAAGAAGAAGACGUCAUUCACCAAUGUGUCUUUGACUCAAAUGUUCACCAGACUAGCGCACAAUGGUGAUGGGUCUCAGACCAUUGAGCCGACGGGUCUUCUCGUUGACUUCAUCGUCCCUCGCUUGUCCAUGUGAAAAGAAGGAUCUUGGGAUGAUCUUGUGGUAAGUAAGUAUCUAGAGAGAACAAUAUGGUAAUGUAAUAAGUGAAGUAUCUCAUGAAAACCUUA
Molecule: messenger RNA, 1067 nt
Organism: Eruca vesicaria subsp. sativa (arugula)
Lineage: Eukaryota; Viridiplantae; Streptophyta; Magnoliopsida; Brassicales; Brassicaceae
Source: the annotation of a GenBank genome assembly